This is a messenger RNA of Thermothelomyces thermophilus ATCC 42464, 1360 nucleotides long. RefSeq lists its product as uncharacterized. NCBI's taxonomy places the organism in Eukaryota, Fungi, Ascomycota, Sordariomycetes, Sordariales, Chaetomiaceae. Gene Ontology annotation, molecular function: DNA-binding transcription factor activity; protein dimerization activity. Gene Ontology annotation, cellular component: nucleus. The transcript has 5 exons. The record is from RefSeq and is a predicted model, not a curated record. The coding region runs from base 263 to 1180 and encodes 305 amino acids.
CGGCAAAGGUGUUGGCCCGUGCACCCCUGAUCCCUCCACGGCCCGCAAUUUGAUUAAGUUAACCUCCAUCCAGCCUCCAGCCUCAGCUCACAUGAUCUUCCCUCUCUCUCGCUCUUCAGCACCAGCCAUCGACAAGCACCACAGACCUGACACAGAUCCAUCUUUCAUAUCAAGCGCUCGUCACGUUUUCGGGCACGUUCUUCACAUGACCUCGCCCUUGGACCCAACCACAGACAGCGUACCACCAACCUCACAACCCACCAUGGCAGCGACAGUUGGUGUGCAGCAGCCCGAUAUUUCCGAGGCUUCAACGAGCCCUGGCCAAAAGCGGAAACGCGCAGCCGAGUCUGCCUCGCCAGAUUCGCGCCGCGCUAAGCGUGGUGCUCCUAACUCCUCCAUGUCGGUGCCGGAAUCUGAGGCCCAGCCUUUCCUCGGAGAUACUGUGAGCAUUGCACAAGCAGCCCAUGACCACGUCAACGUGGAGGAUUUCAGCGCUCUCGCUCAGGCUACCGCCUCUGAGCACAACGAUACGGCUGAUACCUCCAAUGCCUCGAGUACUGCUGCGGCGGCGUUGAAUAUGUAUCCAUCGCUGCAUGUUCCUCAGUCCACCGAGGAGGCAUUUGCAAACCAGCCGACGCCGGAGACACAUCACGAAGAAAACACCUUCAGCGGCCAUGCGGUCAACCAGCCCCCUCCAGACGGUCUGCCGUUGCCUCCUCCCCCUUCCACCAUCCAGCAACCGCCGUCGAACGGGGUACAGCAGGAGCAGCGUUAUAGCGCUCCGCCCAACACAAAGCCCGCAGUUGGCUCCGAGGAGUGGCACAAGAUGCGCAAAGACAACCACAAAGAAGUCGAGCGUCGCCGGCGGGAGACCAUCAACGAGGGCAUCAACGAGCUGGCCAAGAUCGUCCCCGGCUGCGAGAAGAACAAGGGCUCUAUCCUCCAGCGGGCGGUGGCGUUCAUCACCCAGCUGAAGGAGAAUGAAACGCAGAACAUUGAGAAGUGGACAUUGGAGAAGCUGCUCACGGAGCAGGCGAUUGCUGAGCUCAGCCAAUCUAACGAUAAGCUCAAGCAGGAGUGCGAGCGCCUUUACAGGGAGUUGGAUACAUGGAAGCAGAUUGCGCAGAGUGCCGGCUUGCAGUUGCCACAGCACAAGGAGGAGCCAGGGUCAAGCAGCUAAGCCGCGUAUAAUAGCUGGUCGUCCAGUCGGACCGACCGACGAGGCUCGGUGUCGGAACCAGUUGGAGCCGCCGUUCGGACUGGAAGCUGCCGAGCAUGCCUUCUUGAGCUGGGCCCUCUACCGGCUGCCGGAACUGAUACCGUGGCUUUAGCAGUAGCUUGAGGAUAUACCCGGUGAUUC